AUGGCUAAACCACCCUCGGAUACAAAUGGCUUGGGUUAUGCCUAUCACUUGCCAUCCGGUGGCCUCUUGCUGCGCCUUAAGAAUUCCCUCUCGCAAUUCAGUGAUUUAUUUAGUGAAUUUAAUAAAUAUAUAGCACCAGCAUAUCAUCAUGAUCGUUGUGAACGUUCCGUUCAUAUGCGUUUGUAUUCAAUGCACAAACGUGAAUUUGUUAUGGUAUUUUUGGGAUUUUUCACCUGCUUCGGUUUGGGCAUAAUAAUUGGCCUGACCGGUCCACCGAUAACAAGCACAACGGAAAUAACCGCCAAGACAAUUUUGAAUCGUACAACAUUGGCGAAUUCAACGAGUGUUUUGGCGACGGGGCCAUUUGCCAUGAAAUCUCCCCUGAUGACAACGUAUUCCCAGCAGUUAUGGUUAAUAGCGAAAAUCGUAACAAAUAAUAAUGAUGAUGAAAAAUACGAUAAACGUUUCUAUGUGAGCGUUGGCAUCGAUGGUAUUACAGAACAGCACAAACCUUUGAGCAUACUCUCUUCCAAUAAUGUGCAUAAUCGGACAAGGCAUUUAUCAUGCAUACGCAACGAUUGUGAAGAGUUUACGGUAAUGCAUUUGGGAUUUUUGGAAUAUGCCCACUAUAUAAUUACGGUGCGAUUUUUUGGAUUGGAAUCGUUUCAUCAGAAAUACAAUAUAACGGGAAUAACAUUUUAUUUCAAAACAUAUAGCCCGGAAUUUACACAAAUUGAAAUCUGGUUCCGUUUUAUAUUUUUACUGUUUGCCUUUAUUGUGAUAUGUUGGUAUGCUCAUAGUUUGAGAAAAUAUCCCAUAUAUGAUUGGUCAAUAGAACAGAAAUGGAUAUCAGUACUCCUGCCAUUGUUAUUGUUAUAUGAUAACCCUUUUUUCCCAUUGAUAUUCCUAAUGAACUCAUGGCUGCCCGGUAUGUUGGAUGCUGUUUUACAGGCAACAUUCCUCUGUGCCCUCUUAAUGUUUUGGCUAUGCAUCUAUCAUGGUCUGCGACAAAAUGAACGCCGAUUUUUACGUUUCUAUUUGCCAAAAUUAAUUGUCGUAAUGCCGAUCUGGUUAUGCGCCAUUGUCCUGGCCACAUGGGAGAAAUGCAAUGAAUUGAAAGAUCCAACAUAUAGCCAUUUUGUGGAUACCAAAAAUUAUAAUGGUUUUAAAAUGUUCUUCUACAUCGCUGGCUGUAUGUAUAUUCUCUACUUAGCUAUGUUGAUCUUAAGAGCCUAUACAGAAUUGAGAUCAAUGCCGUUCUUUGAUAUGCGUUUAAAAUUCUUAACCCUGCUAAUGCUGUUUGUCAUAUCAAUAACCAUAACGGUGACUACGUGUCGUUUUGGUUUCGGCAUUCUGGAGGAUAAUUUUGUAGCAAGCUUAAAUACCACCUAUAAAAGUUCUGCACAAUUUAUGUGUUUCUAUGGCCUAUUAAAUUUUUAUCUAUUUACAAUGGCCUAUGUUUAUGCACCAAGUGGUAGAUUUUCGCAAGCUGAAAUUUCGGUUACCAAAGAUAAUCCAGCCUUUUCCAUGAUUAACGAUUCCGAUGAAGAAGUUGUCUAUGGCUCGGAAGAUGAGUCACGACGUCCCUUGACAGUGACUGGUAAAAACGAUUACGAUAGCGAUUAGUUUUACGAUGCAAAUUAAUU
Molecule: messenger RNA, 1646 nt
Organism: Musca vetustissima
Lineage: Eukaryota; Metazoa; Arthropoda; Insecta; Diptera; Muscidae
Product: transmembrane protein 181
Exons: 8
Coding region: 1-1626 (541 amino acids)
Molecular function (GO): toxic substance binding
Source: RefSeq, a predicted model, not a curated record